ACGAAGACAUCUCUUGAUGUUGAAGUCUAUCUAUCUAUCGGUAAUGGAAGCAGACCCUCUCUUUUUGCAUAUAUCCGUUUUUAAAGCAUGUGGUAUAUGGCCACCUGCCGAGUGGACAUCACUGUGGAAGAGAAUGUUAUAUAAAAGUUACUCAUUCCUAAUUGUUGGGAUAAUAUGUUCAAACUGUGUAUUGCAGUCUGUUGAUGCUUUCACGUCGAUGGGAAGAAUCAACGAUUUAGUUGAAACACUUUAUAUUCUUGCAGCGGGAUGCAAUCUCUCCUAUAAAGCCUUCAACGUAGUAAUAAAACGGCAGGAUAUUAUCAAAUUGUUGGCCUUGCCGAGGUCCAAUCAGUGUCAUGUAUUGAGUUGUGAGGAGGAAGCAUUCAGGAGGAAAUAUCAUCUUCGCGUCAGGAAUUCGACAAUUUUACUAUGCACAGUUCUCGAAUUCACUAUUGUCAACAUGAUCAUAUCAUCAAUCUUCGGCAAUAUUCCGGAACGUACAUUGCCUAUUAAAAUAUGGCUUCCAUCAAAUUUCACUGAGGGAUACAGAUAUUGGAUGAUAUACUGCUCUCAACUGAUAGCUUUCACAUACGCAGGAACAUUCCACGUUUUCUACGAUACAUUUAUUAUUGGCGUUAUGAUAACUCUGUGUGGGCACCUCCAGAUUCUUCAGUACAGGAAUUCCAAAAUGGCUGCACCAGAUAUACAAUUUCAAAAUUAUAACUUUGGAGUUAGUUAUGGCCCCACCAAAUCCGCAAUAGAAAGGAAAUUGAUAAUCAAGUCCAUGGAGCAUUACGAGUUGCUAUUGCAAUUUGCAAAAUCAUUUAACGAGAUUAUUUUUUACGUGAUAUUCGUUCAGUACUCGAUAAGUUGCUUCAUAGUAUGCUUGAGUGUGUAUAGAUUAGUUAACAUGAGUUUCAGUGAUCCUGCGUAUGUCUUUACGAUAUUCUAUUGCGGCACUGUCAUCAUACAGACGUUCAGCUACUGUUGGUUCGGCAAUGAGGUUAUCUUAGAGAGCGCUAAUGUGAGCGAGUCGCUGUAUAAUUCGGAGUGGUAUUCGUUCGAUCUUGCAACAUUGAGGGACUUUUCAAUAAUGCUGCAUAGAGUGCAGAAUCACAUAGAAUUCUCCUGCACUAGGCUGUUCGUUCUUUCUAUUGAUUCCUUCAAAAAUAUUAUGAAGUUGACCUACAGUGGAUUGAAUCUCCUGAUGCAGUCAUCGUAACAUGUUGCAUAUCGUUCGGAAGAUCAAGAAGACAUGAAGGACUUGGGCGAAGA
Diachasma alloeum is the source of this 1275-nucleotide messenger RNA. RefSeq names its product odorant receptor Or1 (gene Or111). The transcript is spliced from 6 exons. The record is from RefSeq and is a predicted model, not a curated record. Gene Ontology annotation, cellular component: plasma membrane. Lineage: Eukaryota; Metazoa; Arthropoda; Insecta; Hymenoptera; Braconidae. Gene Ontology annotation, biological process: sensory perception of smell; detection of chemical stimulus involved in sensory perception of smell. Gene Ontology annotation, molecular function: odorant binding; olfactory receptor activity. The coding region runs from base 17 to 1222 and encodes 401 amino acids.